CAUGCCGGGGAUGGACACAUAGGAUAACAUGCCGGGGAUGGACACAUAGGAUAACAUGCCGGGGAUGGACACACAUAGGAUAACAUGCCGGGGAUGGACACAUAGGAUAACAUGCCGGGGAUGGACACAUAGGAGAACAUGCUGGGGGUGGACACACAGGAUAACAUGCCGGGGAUGGACACAUAGGAUAACAUGCCGGGGGUGGACACAUAGGAUAACAUGCCGGGGAUGGACACAUAGGAUAACAUGCCGGGGAUGGACACAUAGGAGAACAUGCUGGGGAUGGACACAUAGGAUAACA
Staurois parvus is the source of this 301-nucleotide messenger RNA. The record is from the annotation of a GenBank genome assembly. Lineage: Eukaryota; Metazoa; Chordata; Amphibia; Anura; Ranidae.